GGCGCUGGAAAGCCCACCUUCUUUGUCUGCCACAAACUGUCCAUCACGGUGCCUAGGAGACUGUUUCUUCCCUAAUACUGCAGAGCCCUCCUGUAACAGCCAAUCCCAGCGCAGGAAGUGGGCAGGUUUUUCUCUGUCACUAUCCCCUGUAUGGAAAAAGCCUCUGCAUCUUUUUUUGCUUGGUUGUGGGAGAGGAGGAAGAAGCAGCCUUCCUGCAGUUUAGACGCUUUUCGUGCAAGGGAAGGGGAACAAAACAAAACAAAAACCCAGCCUUUAAAUCGUUCAUGCCAGAGUUGUGUUUGUGUCCUGACUGCUUUGGUGUUCAGCAAAAACCGUUUAAUUAUUUUACUUAAUCAGACAGGAUGAUAGCUGCCCAGCUUCUGGCCUAUUUCUUCACAGAAUUGAAGGAUGAUCAGAUCAAAAAGAUUGAUAAAUAUCUUUAUUCCAUGCGGCUCUCUGAUGAAACGCUGGUGGAUAUCAUGGCUCGCUUCAGGAGAGAGAUGCAAAAUGGUCUUUCUAGAGACUUCAAUCCAACAGCCACAAUAAAAAUGCUUCCUACAUUUGUAAGGUCAAUUCCUGAUGGCUCAGAGAAAGGAGAUUUCAUUGCAUUGGAUCUUGGCGGAUCUUAUUUUCGAAUUCUGCGAGUAAAGGUCUCUCAUGAGAAAAAGCAGACAGUACAAAUGGAAACUGAGGUUUAUGACACACCAGAAGAUAUCAUGCAUGGCAGUGGAACCCGGCUCUUUGAUCAUGUUGCUGAAUGCCUGGGAGAUUUCAUGGAGAAGCAAGAAAUCAAGGACAAGAAAUUGCCAGUUGGGUUUACAUUUUCUUUCCCAUGUAGACAAUCCAAGCUAGAUGAGGGUAUUCUGAUAACCUGGACAAAACGCUUCAAAGCAAGUGGAGUUGAGGGAGCAGAUGUAGUAAAGCUGCUCAACAAGGCAAUCAAGAAACGUGGGGACUAUGAUGCAGACAUCAUGGCUGUUGUAAAUGACACAGUAGGAACAAUGAUGACCUGUGGAUUUGAUGACCAGCGUUGUGAAGUUGGCUUGAUUAUAGGUACUGGCACAAAUGCCUGCUACAUGGAAGAAAUGAGGCAUAUUGAUUUGGUGGAAGGUGAUGAGGGGAGGAUGUGCAUUAACACUGAGUGGGGAGCCUUUGGAGAUGAUGGGUCACUAGAAGACAUCAGAACUGAGUUUGACAGGGAGAUUGACCGUGGAUCCCUCAAUCCUGGAAAACAACUGUUCGAGAAGAUGGUCAGCGGACUGUACAUGGGUGAGCUGGUCAGGCUUAUCCUUGUAAAAAUGGCCAAAGAGGGGCUACUGUUUGAGGGGCGAAUCACUCCAGAGCUUUUAACCAAAGGAAAAUUUGAAACAAAACAUGUAUCUGCCAUAGAAAAAAGCAAAGAAGGUCUGAAUAAAGCCAAAGAAAUUUUGACACGUCUUGGGGUAGAACCAUCCCAUGAAGACUGCAUUGCUGUCCAUCACGUCUGUACAAUUGUUUCAUUCCGUUCUGCUAAUCUGGUGGCUAGUACUCUGGGUGCGAUUCUGAAUCAAUUGCGUGAUAAUAAAGGAGUAACCAGGCUGCGCACCACGGUGGGUGUGGAUGGUUCCCUUUACAAGAUGCAUCCACAAUAUGCCAGACGCUUGCAGAAAACAACGAGGCGAUUAGUUCCUGACUCUGACGUGCGAUUCCUUCUGUCUGAGAGUGGCAGUGGAAAGGGUGCUGCAAUGGUCACAGCAGUAGCAUACAGGUUAUCCGAGCAGCACAGGCUGAUAGAUGAGACUCUGGCUGAAUUCAAGCUUACUCACGAGCAGCUGUUGCAGGUUAAAAGAAGGAUGCGAACAGAAAUAGAAGCUGGGCUGAGGAAGAAAACUCAUGAAAAUGCAAAAGUCAAAAUGCUGCCUACCUUUGUUCGCAGCACACCAGAUGGAACAGAGAAUGGAGACUUUCUGGCUCUCGAUUUGGGAGGAACAAACUUCAGAGUUUUGCUUGUGAAGAUCCGUAGUGGUAAAAGGAGAACAGUUGAAAUGCACAAUAAAAUAUAUGCUAUUCCUAUAGAGGUCAUGCAGGGUACUGGAGAAGAACUGUUUGAUCACAUUGUUAGCUGUAUCUCAGACUUCCUGGAUUACAUGGGAAUAAAAGGCGCACGACUUCCCCUUGGCUUUACGUUUUCCUUCCCUUGCAAGCAGACCAGUUUAGAUGCUGGUAUCCUCCUCAACUGGACCAAAGGCUUUAAAGCUACUGAUUGUGAAGGAGAGGAUGUAGUGUAUUUGCUUAGGGAAGGAAUUAGAAGGAGAGAGGAAUUUGACUUAGAUGUUGUGGCAGUGGUGAAUGAUACAGUAGGCACUAUGAUGACUUGUGCAUAUGAAGAUCCAAAUUGUGAAAUAGGACUCAUUGUGGGCACUGGCAGCAAUGCAUGUUACAUGGAGGAAAUGAGAAAUGUAGAGAUGGUAGAGGGAGAUCAAGGACGAAUGUGUGUGAACAUGGAAUGGGGUGCGUUUGGAGACAAUGGAUGCCUGGAUGACAUCAGAACAAUUUAUGACAAAGCUGUCGAUGAUUAUUCGUUAAAUUCUGGAAAACAAAGGUAUGAGAAAAUGAUUAGUGGAAUGUACCUGGGAGAAAUCGUUCGCAAUAUUUUGAUUGACUUCACUAAAAGGGGAUUCCUGUUUAGAGGUCAAAUUUCAGAGUCACUGAAGACCAGAGGUAUCUUUGAAACCAAGUUCCUUUCACAGAUUGAGAGUGACAGGUUAGCAUUGCUUCAGGUACGAACAAUCCUCCAGCAGCUGGGCUUGAACGGUACCUGUGAUGACAGUAUAAUUGUAAAGACGGUUUGUGGAGCAGUAUCGAGAAGAGCAGCUCAGGUGUGUGGAGCUGGAAUGGCUGCGGUUGUAGAUAAAAUAAGAGAGAACAGAGGAUUAGACCACCUGGAAGUAACAGUUGGUGUAGAUGGGACUCUGUAUAAACUACAUCCACACUUUUCAAGGAUCAUGCACCAAACAGUAAAGGAUCUCGCACCGAAAUGCAAUGUGACAUUCCUCCUUUCAGAAGAUGGCAGUGGGAAAGGGGCAGCUCUCAUCACUGCUGUGGGAUGUAGACUGCGUGAUGCUGAGCAAAACUAAACUCCAGAACACUGGCUUUAAUUCUGCCUUUCGAGCACUUUCUUAUAAAGCUGCGACUCUGUAGUCUGAACUGGUAGAAGACCAGAAUUCACUGCUUUAUUGAAAAGUACAACUAAUGACAUAAAAAAUAGGAUUCAAAAUAGAGUGUGUGCUAUUGAUAAUAUCCAUCUCCGGACCCCCAAUCUGCAUGUUUCUUUUCCACCUGGUUGGUACAUACAUUCCCCAUCUCUAGGUCAUGAAAAUCAGUUUAUUAUUUAUUCAGCUGUCAAAAUAAGUUAUUGUUUGAGAUAAAAUUACAGCCAAACGAUAUACAUUAAUGAGAGUUACUGUUACUUUGUAUGAAAUGUAUUCUCUCCAGCAGAUACUACGUCCAUGUUAAAUGCACCACUGAUAUGCUGAACAUAAAAUCAAGGUGUUUAUGCUUAUAGAAGCAGAAGUAGUAAUUCCCUCCUGCGUUUCUGCCUAAUGUUGUUUCACUUAAAAUGACUCUGGAAAUAUUAGUGUGUCAGCACUGGGUGCUCAUGUAACUCUAUAGUGGGAUUUAGAAUACGACCUAUUUGCCUCCUCAGUUCAUGUUUUAUUACAGUAAAAGUAAAUGGCUCUGUCCCAAAAAUCUGGUAUCAUUGGCAUUUCUCAUUGCUUUUGUGAAUAGUGGUGUGUUACCAAGUACAAUAUGUAUUGUUUAAAGAGGAAAAUCUUUACUAGUAAAACCAAGUGAUUGAUUGGGGUAAUCCAAAUCUCUGGACAUGGGAAAUCUGCCAUCUUUAGCAGAUUUUGCUUUAUUCUUCAGAGUCUAAGAUUUCUUGUAAAAGUUUUCUAUCCUUUUUUUUAACUAAAUAAAUCAGCACACUGCCGCUGUUUUGCUGAGUCUGUAGCUAAACAGACUGGAACAGCAUCAUACAGAAGUGUAAAAUUCCCCCUCUUACUUUAAAGAGUUUUUUUUUUGUUUUGUUUCAAAGCAAGUUUUAAUGUUUAAACACUUUCUCAAAACACAAAAUAAUACCAGGGUCUCGCUUUGGUUUGGAUGUUAAGGACCCAAGUGCGUAAAACAAAUAAACCACAAAAACAAUGCCAGGCCCAGUUAUUCCAUGGACUUAAACAACUACGACAGAUUAUAUACAUACUGAGUAUCCCUUCCUAUGCUGAAUCGAUUCUGUCAUUGUAAGUAUUUAGCACAUCUAUUUUUUUUAAACCGAGAAGCAAGUUAAGCCAGUCUACAUUAAAUAACUUUUGCAUGUCACACUUUUCUCCUGCAAAAAAAGGAGUGUCUUUUGUAGUUAUUUCCUCCUUUUCUACCAGAAAUGAAUUGAGGUCUCUGCAUGGUUUUUUUUCCUGCAGAAAAUCUGGAUAUGCAGUUUGCUGUUCCCUCUUCUUGUGUCACCCCCAGGAUUUGGAUUGCCCUAGUUAUUGAUAACAUUUCAGUAUGCAUUAUGAUGCACUGUGAUUGACUGUUGUAAGGUAACAUGUGAGUCACAAACAAUACUUGCAGCUUUGUGUGUGUGUGUCUACCUGAAGAAUUGCAUGCCUAACUGGUUUUGCAAAGGUAGAAAGUCUUUUUACUUUGCACACUAGUAAUAGUUAUACUAGUGUUAAGUGAUAUUUGUGAAAAUAUUAAACUUUUUUUGAUGUGUGUUAACUGGUGUCCCGUGAUUCUUUCUGGAAGAGGCUCUGUUGGAUAAUGGCUUAGUACUUUGUAAAGCUCUGCUGUUUUAUAAAGCUAUAAAACCUAAUCACAGCAGUGUCAGGGUUUUUUUUAUUCCUAUGUACUCUAUUACUAAGAAGGAGUCCACAGGCAUGACAAAGACUUGACCUAUUGUACUAAAGCAAACCUGCUUAGAAAUACAUUUGGCCAGCUGUUCAGUCCAGGGUACGAUAGAUGCGCCUCUGCAAAACUGCACAUACUCUUAUGGAGUCCACGCCCUCCUUGUUUGUUUUUUUGUUUUUUUGUGCGCACCAUCUGACAUUUGUACACCCACAUAUGUCAGGUAACUACACACAUCCACUAGUUUGCAUAUGCAGUUACCUGAUUUGUAUGUUGAAAUGUCAGUUUCUGUGCACAAAUGUUGUGCUCUCGGAGGUGUGCCAAUUGUGCAUCUAGCUGAAACUACUACUCAUAAUCUCUGCACAGCCGUCAGCCUGCCAAGGCCCAGAUAUGCAUCUGUAAUCCAAAAUGAUAGACAAAAUAAAGUGAGAAGCUUGCUAUGCUGAACAAGGUUUUUGUUUGCUUGUUAGUGUAACUUACAUUUUCUAUCAUUUUAAUUGCACGAAUCUUAUUUAUGAUGUCAGCAAUCUUUUGGAGAUGGCUUGAGCCAUAAAAUUUGGAUCUGACUUUUGAGCACUAGUAAAUUUAGGUCUGUUUGAAUCUGAGAAUUUGGCUCAGUAUAGAGAGACUGAAUGGCAGCAAAAUUCAAAUCUGGAUCUAAGUUUAGAUUGUGAAACCUCUUCCCACUAAAUUUGGAGGUGCUUGGAUAUGUGGAUGUUUGGUUGGGCCAAUCUUCCUAAUUUAUAAUAAAUGAAAAGGGGAUGACAAUAAGCAUGGAGGUGGCUUUGUGUUUAUAACAGUGGAACUUUCUCUGUCAUGGAGGAUAGUUGCCGUGAGAUGAGAAGCCCUAGUUCUUUUCGAAGCAGGAGAUAGACGUAUGCAGGACUUUAAUCUCUAAACAGCUUCUUACCCAUGAGAAGUGUGUUAAGAAUGAAGUGCAGGUCUUGAUUGUGUUUUAAAAAAUGUCUUAAAUUCCAUGUUGACCAAGCAGUAAUUGAGAUGUCUUACAAUGCAUUAUUUAAAGGUUUGUGGCUUGAAUAAAACUAUGAUCCUUGCUUUGUAAGAUGUUUAUUUAAAAAUUAUCAUAUAAACCUUAUUUCAUGGAAAAAGUGUCAUUUACAUACCUAUGUUAUGCUGUCAUCUGCUCAUACUGAGUUGAGGAUCCUUUAGUGUUUCUCUUACAAUGGUCUCAUCGUCAUUUUAAUGUUUUAAAACAAGCAAUUUUUGUUCUUUUUAAAUUAGCAGAAGGUAAAAAUAAAGAUUUUCCUAAUUUCUGAAACUA
Gopherus flavomarginatus (Mexican gopher tortoise) is the source of this 6160-nucleotide messenger RNA. It is a transcript of the gene HK1, whose product is annotated as hexokinase 1. Gene Ontology annotation, biological process: glycolytic process; intracellular glucose homeostasis; glucose 6-phosphate metabolic process. NCBI's taxonomy places the organism in Eukaryota, Metazoa, Chordata, Testudines, Testudinidae. Gene Ontology annotation, cellular component: mitochondrion; cytosol. The transcript is spliced from 18 exons. The record is from RefSeq and is a predicted model, not a curated record. Gene Ontology annotation, molecular function: fructokinase activity; glucokinase activity; ATP binding. The coding region runs from base 363 to 3116 and encodes 917 amino acids.